This is a messenger RNA of Phycodurus eques (leafy seadragon), 5220 nucleotides long. It is a transcript of the gene pigo, whose product is annotated as phosphatidylinositol glycan anchor biosynthesis, class O. The record is from RefSeq and is a predicted model, not a curated record. Gene Ontology annotation, molecular function: mannose-ethanolamine phosphotransferase activity. NCBI's taxonomy places the organism in Eukaryota, Metazoa, Chordata, Actinopteri, Syngnathiformes, Syngnathidae. Gene Ontology annotation, biological process: GPI anchor biosynthetic process. Gene Ontology annotation, cellular component: endoplasmic reticulum membrane. Bases 406 to 3693 code for a protein of 1095 amino acids. The transcript has 11 exons.
CCGAGAUGAGUAAUGCGUUGCCAUACGUGUGGUCGAUUUACAGCACACGAUAACACAGAAUAGGCGCCAUCGUAACAUCACUUGACAAGUGUAUUAUGGUAGUUUGAAAAAAACGUAUUUAAUUUUAAUCUAUCUUUUUUGGUACCCGGAUCGCUCACAAUGCAUCCUAGCAAGGCAAAGAGAAGGGUGAAAUUAAACCGAAUUUGAAGUGCCACACGGGAAAAUGUUCGUAGAGAACUUCCGGCGCGGCUUCCGUGCGCCACUUAUCGUCUUGGCGGUCCCGACUGGAGUCCCAAUGAGGCUGGGGAUAAGCGAGCGCCGUCGUGCACUGUUGAAGACACCUGAACCCUGCUGUGGCAACACAACCAACGUCAAGUCAGCCCUUGGUCGGGCGAGGAGGACAGCAUGACUUCUACAAGGUUAAAAGGGCUCCCAAUUCUAUCCCUGCUCCUCUGGGUGUGUGCAGUGUAUUCUGUGGGACUUUACCUGUUUGUGGGUGGAUUUCUGCUGGUUCGCCUGGAGGUGAACCGCACCAGCACCUGUGCAGACGUACUGGAACCCAGGGGAGAGUCGAGAGACUUUUGCGGGCUACAGCCACGUUUCCGCAGGGCUGUCCUAAUCAUCAUCGACGCCUUGAUGAUCGACUUCGCCCGUUUUGACGCUAACAACACUUCUCCAAUGCCAUUUGAGAACAAGCUGCGUGUGUUUGAGGAGACAGCCUCAUCAAGGCCUGCCCAGUGCCGAUUGUACCCAUUUCGUGCUGACCCACCAACCACCACCAUGCAGAGGAUCAAGGGAUUUACUACUGGAUCUUUACCCACCUUUGUGGAUAUCAGUAAUAACUUUGCAUCUAAUGCCAUCUCGGAGGACAACCUCAUCCACCAGUUUGGUCAAGUUGGAAAACGAGUGGUGUUCAUGGGCGAUGACACUUGGGAGAGUCUUUUCCCAAAUAAAUUUUACCGUUCUCUGCCCUUCCCGUCUUUUAAUUUGAAAGACCUGCACACUGUGGACAACGGGAUCCUUCAAAAUCUCUACACAACUAUGGUGGGUGACAAAUGGGAUGUCCUGGUUGCUCAUUUCCUCGGGGUGGACCACUGUGGUCACACGUUUGGUCCUGACCACCCGGCGAUGGCUGACAAGCUCAUCCAGAUGGAUGGUGUCAUCAGGUCUGUGAUCGAGCAUGUACAGAAUGACACGCUCUUGGUGGUGAUGGGAGAUCAUGGGAUGACAGACACUGGCGAUCAUGGAGGAGAAAGUCAGAAGGAGACUGAUGCAGCUCUGUUCCUUUACAGUUCUGCCCCAUUCUUUCCCUCACCCCCGUCGCAGAAUGAACCAAAUGUGGUGCCCCAGACGGACCUGGUUCCCACCCUGGCCCUGCUGCUUGGAGUGCCUAUUCCAUACAGCAGUGUGGGCCAGGUUCUCUUGCCUUUGUUUCCUCCACAUGGACCCGCUCAAGAUGCAGUUGCGGGUCCCAGCCAGCUAGAGGCGCUGUGGAUCAAUGCAAAACAGGUCAACCGUUUCCUGGCGACGUACUCUGUUAUGGCAAAAGGAAUACCACCUGAGACUCUGGCUCUGCUUAAAGUUCAGUUUGAAAACCUCUCUUCUGAGUACCUCAAAUUUGUCAAAGAGGGACGCUCAUCCUCCCCGGAGCUGUCGGUCGCACUGCAGGCCUACCUCACCUCUGUCCGAGACACAUGCCGAGCCACCUGGGCGCACUUCAACCCGCUUAAAAUGGUAGCUGGUUUAAUCAUCUUGGCGCUUGCCUGCCUGAUGUGUUUCACCGUGUCCGAAAUGUCAUUUGCACUUGUCAGAGAACAUAAUUUCCGACUGAAGGCAGGUGUUUUAGUGGCACUGAUUGUUGGGGUUUGUGUGGCUGCUGGUCAGCUACUCUCAUGGGGCUACAUCGAGCUAGCAUGGUGCAUGGCUGCUACCGCCUUCACUUCUGAGCUCUUCUUCCUGUGCCGGUCGUAUCAGUCCAAGUCAUCCGCUGUGGUUAAGAAUGGAGCUAAAGGUCCAAAGAGUGCAAGUUGGAUGACCCCACAUUAUCUUCUCUCUCCUCCUCUUUUGGUUACACUCCUGCGCUGUGCCUCUUUGCUCUCUGAUAGCUAUGUAAUAGCUGAGGGCCGGGUAGUCACCUUCCUGGUGUUCUCCCUGGCUCUCUGCAUUCCUCUCCGUCUCAAUUGGGAUGGUCUCCUCCUGCCUGCCAGCCAAGACCCUUUGAAACCUACAUUGCUGCUGCCUUCACCUGCCUCACCCCCAUUGACAGUGAAGAAAGAAGGCAGCACUCUCGUAGCCUUCUUCGCUCUCCUUGUUGGAAGCCUCUACUUGUCCCUCUUCUUCCAUAGCUGUCGAGAGGGGCAGCAUACUUGUCAGCCAUCCCCCUUCCUUACGUCCCUCGCUCGGGUGAAGGACAAUCAGCUGAAGAACAUUUUCUACAUCCUCUCAGUCUUCUCCCUAGGCGUGUGGACUUAUUUGUUGAGAAGAUGUCUCCGCUACUAUGGGAACCUAAACUCCUCAGGUGGAACGGUAUUCACGGCCCGCUGGAUCCUACCCCUGCUUUCCGUGUGUGUGGGCCUCCACUGGGCCGUUAGUGCCUCUCCACAGGACAGCUUUAGGAAUUUGGCUGAACUGAUCAACUUAGCCCAGCUGGCUCUCCCCAGGGCUGCCUAUUGUCUCCUGGGACUGGGACUGGCCUUGAUCUGGCUGGAUCCACUCACUGUGUUUGUGAAAAUCAGGCCUGCAAGUAUGACUAAGAGUUGGUCUGUGCCACCGCCACGCUACCGAGCUAGCACUAGUAUCAGCCCCCAAGCUGAGCUUCACCACCUCAUCCCCCAAAUAUACCAGCGCAUGCGCCGCUCACUUGAUGAUGAGACGAGCGGGGGCGGUGAAGUGGACAACAGACCUGCUGUGGAAGCCUACGGCCUAGGGACAGUCUACUCUGCCCCACUGCUUCUGUUCUGUGGGCUGUUGGGAUUAGGUCUCCUGCAGCUGCACCCAGAGGGCAUGGCUCUGUCUUUCCUCCUGCUGCUGUUUGAAAUGGGGGCUCUGCUGCACAUUCACGCCUCCUCCACAACCCUCUGUGACCUGCACAGAGUAUAUUCUGGUGGCUUCAAUGUGCCCUGGACUCCGGUUGUGCUGUGGUCCCUGGCAGCCACUCAGUUCUUCCAUGCAACAGGUCACCUGGCCAGCUUCACUUCCAUUCAUUGGGGAGCAGCCUUUGUGGGAUUCCCCAACGGGCACACAGGGACCUUACUGCCAGCAUCAUUGGUUAUCCUCAACACCUUUGCUUCACACAUCAUGUUUGCAGUGGGAUGUCCGUUGCUGCUGUUUUGGCCCCUGGUGUGUGAGGUUCGUGGAAGCAAGGGGGGAAAAGGUAGUGAGGAAGGAGGCGAGGACGGUGUGAUGGAAAUGAGACUGAGGGAGAAGCCUCAACGCUUCAGCUUGGCUCUCCUGCAACUCUCAACACGCUACCUCUUUGUUCAAGGAGUGCAGGUCUUUGCUUCCGUGUGUGCAGCUGCUAUCCUCAGGAGACACCUAAUGGUGUGGUGGGUUUUCGCACCCAAGUUGAUGUUUGAGGCCUCAGGGUUCCUGGUGAGCUGCGUGUGUUUGCUGCUCGGUGUAUCAUUAGUGCUUAGAGUCGACGUGGCUGUUGGACAUUUUUUCAAGAGACUCAUUCCUGAUGCGUCCAGGUAGCGACGGCCACAUCGCUGCUUUACCAGUGCAGCCCACUAGAGCACACUGUGCCAUAAAAGGAAUCGACAAGGAGGUUAAAUUCGUGUGAUACUUCAAUAUCCAAUGUGAAGGCUCAACCUCAAGACAGAUUUUCCCCAUGUCACAUCUGGGACAUUUUGAUAUAUAUACAUACAUACAUACAUACAUACCAUACAAUACACGCCCCCAUGGAUAAAACACCUCCACAUUUACCGUAUUUUCCGGACUAUAAGUUGCUCCGGAGUAUAAGUCGAACCAGCCAAAAAAUGCAGAAUAAAGAAGGAAAAAACAUAUAUAAGUCGCACUGGAGUAUAAGUCGCAUUUUUUGGGGGAAAUUUAUUUGAUAAAAUCCAACACCAAGAACGUGAAAUUAUAUAAUGCGUUAAUAAUUUCACACAUAAGUCGCUCCGGUGUAUAAGUCGCACCCCCGGCCAAACUAUGAAAAAGAACUGCGACUUAUGGUCCGAAAAAUACGGUAAUAAGGCCAGAUAUCAAUACUUUUCGAAUGUUUUUUUUUCUCUCCAAGUAAUACUGUGCUUUAUUGUACAGUAAUCAGAUAAAUAACAGUUCACACAAAUCUAUGCCUGUCACAGCUGCCUCGGCAAUUAAAUGUAUGAACACUUCAUAACAGACAGAUUUAUACAAAUAUCCAACAGAGUUUCCAACUUGAAGUUACAUUUUCUGAUAAAUCUACCUGGUAGAAGUGACUUGUUGACACCUUCCUUGGUCAUUUAAACUUUAUUAGCUAUUACUACGCACAUGGCACGUGUCACUUGAGCCACAAGUGUGUCAGGAACUCAAGGAAAACAGGCAGUCUUCUUUUGUGGUCGUCACAAAGAAAGAUCCCCCUUUUCGUGUGUGUGUGUGUAUUUUCAAGAUAACGCUGAAGUGUCUGGUCACUGCAAUUUUUAAACCUUAAUUUGAAUCUCAAGAGAUCAUUGAGGGGAAGCCCUCAUUUUUAAUGACUUCGAGGGGACAUAGGGAAGAAUUGAAGAGAUUACUUAAGAAAGAAAGAAUGUUUAAACUCUUAUGAAGGUGUUUGUGUGUGGUUUGGCUCAUGAAUCUGACAUAUUUUAUUUAACAUAGAUUUUUGUCUCUUCUAUUUAUCAUUUAGUAUUUUUACUAAUCAUAAAUAUAGUGUACAAAUUUCAAAUUAAAUAUAUCUUAAUUGUGAUUACAUUGAAUGCCCUUUAUUUUGUAAUGAUGUCAUUAAGGAUCACAACCUUUAUUUUCUAAAUGAUGUGUGAGUCAGCCAGGGUACCAUGUUUUAUGUGCUGCUAAAAGUUUAUUAAGCUAAUGCACAAUAUUGAAGGUAUGUUGAGCUCAGGUUGAAACAAAACUGCAUUCCUAAAGCCGCUGUAUACGGGAAUGUUCUGUGCUGUUUAGAGCAGAGUUUUUCAGCCCAAAAGAUGAUUUAAUCAUUUCACUUUUUUCUCUGCUUAUGUUUUGGAUAAAAUGCAUAAUAUCUGAAGAGCUAAAUGAUUGGAAACGAAUAAACCUUUUACAUUU